GGGACUUUUAGUUUUAUCAACAUUUGCCACGCCCCUUUCAAUCAGCUGGUCCUUUUCUCACAUCACCUUACUCGCCCUUCGUCGUCUGCAAUCAGAAGAGGAAGGUCUGAGAACGAUUUGGGUCUUCCAGCUACACCAUGCUGCAAUCCUUGUUAGAAACAGCAAAAAGCAAUCCCUUCUGCAACCCUGUGAAUGUAGCCCACUGUGAGGCAAGCACCCAAAACCUGGUCCCUGGCCGCACGAUAUCGGCAGCAGCAGUUGCCAUCAAUCCAGAAGAAAGCUGUGCGUUUGGAUCCAACAAGUAUUUUGCCCUCUGUGGACUUGGAGGUAUCUUGUCAUGUGGAAUCACCCAUACUAUGGUGGUACCGUUGGAUUUGGUCAAGUGUAGGAUACAAGUUGACCCUGCCAAGUACAAAUCUGUAUUCCAUGGAUUCAAGGUAACACUUAAAGAAGAUGGAAUGAAAGGCUUAGCCAAAGGAUGGGCUCCAACCUUCUUUGGAUAUUCAUUACAGGGGCUGUGCAAGUUUGGGCUGUAUGAAGUGUUCAAAGUAUACUACUCUAACAUUUUGGGAGAAGAGAAUUCCUACAUAUACAGGACAUGGCUGUAUCUAGCUGCUUCAGCUUCUGCUGAAUUCUUUGCUGACAUCGCUCUUAGUCCAAUGGAAUCUGCCAAGGUACGGAUCCAAACACAACCUGGUUUUGUAAGCACACUGCGUGAAGCUUUGCCCAUCAUCUAUAAUGCUGAAGGCAUGAAUGGCUUCUACAAGAGCUUGGUUCCUCUUUGGAUGAGACAGAUCCCCUACACUAUGAUGAAAUUUGCCUGCUUUGAGAAGACUAUUGAACUAUUGUACAAGUAUGUGGUACCCAAGCCUAGAUCAGAGUGCACCAAGGGAGAGCAGUUGGUGGUCACGUUUGCUGCUGGUUAUAUUGCCGGUGUCUUCUGUGCCAUUGUCUCUCACCCUGCCGACACUGUAGUCUCCAAACUUAACCAAGACAAGGGUGCGACAGCAGUGGAUGUUGCCAAGAAACUUGGAUUUGCUGGAAUGUGGAAGGGUCUGUUGCCCAGGAUUGUGAUGAUUGGUACACUGACAGCAGCUCAGUGGUUCAUAUAUGACGCAGUAAAGGUGUGGCUGCGUCUGCCCCGUCCCCCACCUCCUGAGAUGCCCGAGUCACUCAAGAAGAAACUUGCCGCCAAGGGCGAGUUAUAGAUUGGUUACCGUCAUUGGGGGGUCAACACUUUUAGUAGCUUUUCAUAGCUGUUACUGUUAAAAAAUUUUCAGUUCUGCUUUCAUUUAUACACUGCUUUUUUCAAGAAAUGUAUUCAUUUUUUGUUGAUAAUGUUACCAUUGAUAUUAAAUGAUUUGAGGUGUUAAAUAAAAACAUAAUCAAUUCUAAAUCACUUAAAUUAAGUAGUGUAUUCAAUUAUAUAAUUGUUGUCCAGUAUGGAAAUAACAAGGCAGUAUAGGUUUUUUACUGCUUAUGAAUAACUUAAACUAUGUUAGUUUUAAUAUUCAAUUACUAAUUGACUCAUAGGUAACUUAAACAUGCUAUCUAAAAGACAUCCUUAAUAUAUACAAUAAAAUAAUUUAUAUGAAAAAUAAAUGAAUAUGAUAAUACAAUAUAAAAAUGUAAAUCAGAUUUAUAUCCUAAACAGUUACAUGUAAUUAAAUUUGUAUAAAUACAGGUUUAAAAGAAACAA
Homalodisca vitripennis (glassy-winged sharpshooter) is the source of this 1699-nucleotide messenger RNA. Its product is annotated as phosphate carrier protein, mitochondrial-like. Bases 138 to 1208 code for a protein of 356 amino acids. Gene Ontology annotation, molecular function: phosphate transmembrane transporter activity. The record is from RefSeq and is a predicted model, not a curated record. Gene Ontology annotation, biological process: mitochondrial phosphate ion transmembrane transport. The transcript has 8 exons. NCBI's taxonomy places the organism in Eukaryota, Metazoa, Arthropoda, Insecta, Hemiptera, Cicadellidae. Gene Ontology annotation, cellular component: mitochondrial inner membrane.